This is a messenger RNA of Aphanomyces astaci, 595 nucleotides long. RefSeq lists its product as hypothetical. The transcript has 4 exons. The record is from RefSeq and is a predicted model, not a curated record. Bases 218 to 595 code for a protein of 125 amino acids. Lineage: Eukaryota; Oomycota; Saprolegniomycetes; Saprolegniales; Verrucalvaceae.
GUCUCAACCGUAACGGCCACAAUCAUCGCCCAUUGACUUACCCUCCUGUUCCCCCCGACAAGCUCGUUGUCGAGUUCUGGUGUCACUGAAGACGCCGGUGGCGAAUCGACGGCGUGACGCAUAUCAUGCUGGCAUUUUCUGAAGUCCACAACGGGCUAACGUGAGUGAACCAGUCAUUUUAAGGCUCGAACGCCUAGACUCAAAAGUGCUUUAGUCUAUGGCGCCAUCGGUGCAUGUAUGUCUUGGGCAGCAUCGAUCGGGGGGGGAAGCUCUCAACCGCUCUGACUUUUUGAAAAUCACCAAGUACGACGUAUUUGCCACCUGUGCGAUGGCGUUUCUCGACAAGUUCAAUCUCGAUCGGCCACCUAUCCAUCUGUAUAUUUUGUCCAAUUUGACCGACUGGAUCAACAUUAUUAUGGAGUACAACGUGGCCGACUACGCUCCCCAUGCACACAAAAUACACGAGAAGGCGUUGCAACCACGCGAAGAAGUAUUUGUCGCCUAUACUGUCAUCACAAAGGGCCUAUGGCUUCACGAGUCCUACACCAUAGACUACGAACUACUACAACUACAUGGACUCACGCUUCAAUACUAG